Messenger RNA from Panonychus citri (citrus red mite), 844 nucleotides. RefSeq names its product protein YAE1 homolog. NCBI's taxonomy places the organism in Eukaryota, Metazoa, Arthropoda, Arachnida, Trombidiformes, Tetranychidae. The record is from RefSeq and is a predicted model, not a curated record. The transcript has a single exon. The coding region runs from base 137 to 685 and encodes 182 amino acids.
UCAGCUGAGGAUUUCGGUUGCCAGGUAACAAAGUAAAUAAAAGGAAAUUGAAUUUUCAGUUGACUUUAUUUUGUUUCCUUCUCUUGUUAUCUAAUUGGUGAUUAAAUUGUAUUCUUUUGUUUUUAUUUGUGAUAAAAUGGAUGAUAUUUUUGAUGAAGAUGCCGAUGAGUUGGUCUUGAUUAGCAGAGAAUAUGAGAAAUUAAGUGAGAACAUCAGAAAUGAUGGUCUACGCGAUGGAAUCUCUCAAGGUCAAGACUCUGGAUUACAAAGAGGAUUUGAUUCUGGUUACAAUGAGAUAUUUCCUGCUAUUGAAUCAAUUUAUUUUCUAAAAGGUGUCAUGCAAGCAAUUUAUUAUCGUCCAGAAGAAUUGUCUUCACAAUCAAUAGCCGUUGAUGAUGAAGGAAAUAAGUGUCUUGGUGAAUUGUUGAAAGAACUACGAGUAAUUGAGAAAGAUGUUCUCAGAGAAUUGGGAGAAAGACAAACGCUAUCACAAUCAACUGUUGAUUCUUUUGACCAAAUUAAGAAUCAAUUGCUAACAGUUUUGGAGAAAAUGGACCUUCAAAUUGACGAUGAUGAGCUAAUCAACUGUUCCCUCAAAACUAAACACCCAAGUAAUGGUUCAGCAACAAAUGGCUCAUCAAAUGGCAAUUCAGUUGAUUCAACAGCCAAUCGAUUCUUUGAUUAAACAAAUUAUAUUUUUUUGGAAUAUUUUUUCAACAGAUUCUAUUUAUCCAAGCAGAUAUUUUCUACCUUUGAUAUAAAUAUAUAUGUUUAAUUGGAGGAAAAUCAAUUCGUAAAUGUAAACCAGAAUAAUCAACAAAUUAAAAGUCUUUAUUCAAUCCAA